Messenger RNA from Stylophora pistillata, 6147 nucleotides. RefSeq lists its product as uncharacterized. The record is from RefSeq and is a predicted model, not a curated record. Lineage: Eukaryota; Metazoa; Cnidaria; Anthozoa; Scleractinia; Pocilloporidae.
GUUGCCAGAAGAAAACAUAGUAGAGGUGAAUAAUUUCCGUUUCGCUGCAGGAAACUACGUUGGUCGUUCUGAGCGCGUUUUCUCUCUUUUUUUUUAACGGGAUAUGGAGGUUCUCUCCCCACAAAGCCAUUCUAUAGAAGAUUAUUCCUCGUUGGAUGAGUCUUGGGACUCCCGUCUACCAACUCCCCUUGCAUUAGACUUUUCAUUGUUAAGGGGGGAAGCGGAUUCCAUCCCCAACACACAAAGGAGCCUUUCAGAUAUGGAUGAACAAGAGUUAUAUGUUGGUAGUUCUGGCAAUGAAGAUUUUACAGCCACGCCAUUUGCUUUAAAUGGGCCUAUGGCAACAAAUGGUAUUACUGAAAAUGAUACUGAAUAUCUUCGGAUGGCAAAGAAAGGUGGUGGACAUGCAGAUUUGUUAAAAGUCAAACCUCACACACCCACCCCUGAACCAGUUAGAUAUGAAAAGAAGGAUGGACAGUGGUACACACAUGAUGGAGUGGAUGUCAAGGACACACAACAAAAGAAAGAAAUGCUUACACUGUCCAGGGACCAUCUAUCUUCAUCUGCUAACAGCUCAGUAGACAGUAAGACAGACACAGAAUAUCUUCAACUUGCAAAGCAAGGUGGAGGGCAUAAAGAUUUAUUAACAGUAGUUCCCCACACACCCACUCCUGAACCAGUCAAAUAUGCCAAAAAGGAUGGACAGUGGUACACACAGGAUGGAGUGGAUGUGAAAGAGACCCUACAGAGGAAAGACUUGUCUUUGGCUUUGAAUGGAUUACUCGCUAAUGGUGAUGAUGCACAACCAGCUGCUGGAGGAAAGCACACAGACUAUCUUGACCUGGCCAAGAAAGGUGGAGGACGCAAAGAUUUAUUGACCGUUCAGGCUCAUACUCCUUCACCUGAACCAAAACAGUAUGAAAAAAAGCAAUGGGAUUGGUACAAUCAAGAUGACAUGGUGAUCAAAGAUGGACCAGAAGAUUCUGGAUCUGCUCAGAAACGUCGUCGAACUUUAAGUGAUUCUGCAGCAGAAUGUAAAGCUGAAACAGAAUACCUCCAGACUGCAAGGAAAGGGGGAGGGCAUAAAGACCUAUUGACAAUGGAACCUCACUUAUCUUCCCCUGAACCAGUCAAUUAUGAAAAGACAGAUGGACAGUGGUACACUCAUGAUGGUGUGGAUGUCAAGGAGACACAAGAGAGGAAAGAAAUGGUUACCCUGCCCAAGAGCCCACAUCCAUCAAGCACAGCAAGUUCAGUAGAUCUAGAGACAGACACAGAUUACCUGAAGACUGCUAGGAAAGGUGGAGGGCAUAAAGACUUAUUAACAGUAGAACCCCACACACCCACCCCUGAACCAGUCAGGUAUGACAAAACAGAUGGACAGUGGUACACUCACAAUGGAGUGGAUGUAAAAGAGACUCAACAAAGGAAAGACUUGUCAUCUAGUCUUAAUAACUCUCAAGACUGUGAUGUUCUAGCUGCUGGUGAAAACUGUGGAGAAUACUUACAACUGGCAAAGAAAGGAGGAGGACAUAAAGAUUUGUUGACAAUCGAUCCUCAUACACCCACUCCUGAACCUGCUAUGUAUGAAAAAACAGAUGGACAGUGGUACAGCCAUGAUGGAGUUGACGUGAAAGACUCGCAGCAAAGAAAAGAAAUGUUAACAGUUACAAGCAGUCCACGUCCAGUCAACUUUGAUAGUUCAUUGGAGGUUGACUCACAAACGGAUUAUUUGAAGAUUGCAAAGAAAGGUGGAGGACAUAAAGACCUGCUGACAGUAGAACCCCAUGCACCCACCCCUGAACCAUUAAGUUAUGACAAGAAGGAUGGACAGUGGUACACACAUGAUGGAGUGGAUGUCAAAGAAACACAGAAAAGAAAAGAAUUAGCUGUAUCUGUUGAAGCUCAGCAAGGCACGGAAACCCUAGUAUCAGCAGGAGGAAACAACACUGAAUACCUUGACUUGGCCAAGAAGGGAGGAGGACAUAAUGAUUUAUUGACAAUAAGCCCACAUACACCUUCAUCUGAACCGAUAAGAUAUGACAAGAAGGAUGGUCAGUGGUACACUCAUGAUGGAGUGGAUGUCAAAGAAACACAGCAACGAUUAGACUCAAUUGUGUCACUUGAUGAUCAGAAGAACAGUGAAUGUGUCGUAGCCGCAGGAUGUAAUAACAGAGAAUACCUGGAGUUGGCCAAAAAGGGUGGAGGACAUCAAGAUCUAUUAUUAGUUCAACCUCACAUGCCCACCCCUGAACCAGUCAUAUAUGAUAAGAAAGAUGGACAGUGGUACACCCAUGAUGGAGUGGACAUAAAAGAGUCACAACAGAGAAGAGAUUUGUCGGUGACCCUGGAAAGUAUUCCAGAAGAUACCUCGGCUGCUGGAGAACACAAUGGCGAUUACCUAGAAACAGCCAGACAGGGAGGACGCAAAGACUUGUUAACAGUGGAACCCCACACACCCACCCCUGAACCAGUCAGAUAUGACAAGAAGGAUGGACAGUGGUACGCACAUGAUGGAGUGGAUGUUAAAGACACACAACAGAGAAAAGAAAUGGUAACAGUUGCAAGCAGUCCUCGUUCAACAAACCUGGAUAGUUCAUUGGAAGUGGACACAGAAACAGAUUACUUAAAGAUUGCAAAGAAAGGCGGAGGACAUAAAGAUCUGUUAACAGUAGAACCUCACACGCCCACCCCUGAACCAGUCAGAUAUGACAAAACAGAUGGAGAGUGGUACAAUCACGAUGGAGUUGAUGUUAAAGACACUCAGCAAAGAAAAGAAAUGGUCACAGUGUCCUCAAGUCCACGCCCAUCAAGUAGGUCAAGUUCUGAACAAAUUCCAACAGAAACUGAUUAUCUCAAGAUUGCUAAGAAAGGUGGAGGACAUAAAGAUCUGUUAACAUUGGAACCCCACACACCUACCCCUGAACCUGUCAGAUAUGACAAGAAAGAUGGACAGUGGUAUGCUCAUGAUGGAGUGGAUGUCAAAGAAACACAGAAAAGAAAAGAAAUGGUAACAGUUUCUAAAAAUCCAUAUCCAUCAGACUUGGAGGGCUCAACUAACACCCAGAAAGAAACAGACUACUUAAAGAUGGCCAAAAAGGGUGGAGGACAUAAAGAUCUUCUAACAAUUGAGCCACACACCCCAUCACCAGAACCACAGAGAUACCAAAAGAAUGGAGGGGACUGGUACAGUCAAAAUAAUAAGGACACAACAAGAGCAACAGUUUCACCACCCAGUCCAUCUGAAAACAACAAUAACGUUACAUCAGACUAUUUAAUGUUGGCAAGGAAGAGUGGCGGUCAUUCUGAUGCAACUCGAAGUCCUCGUAAAAACACUGGAAAUUCAAAUGUAUACAACAACACUAACACAGAAUACCUUAAAAUGGCUAGAAAAGGUGGAGGCCAUAAAGAUCUUUUGACUAUGGAGGCCCACACACCAUCUCCUAAGCCGCAGAGAUACCAAAAGAAGGGAGGGGACUGGUACAAUCAAGAUUAUAUUGAUGGAAGUAAAACGCGAGGGAAAAAAGGAACUCAACAUCAAAAUGGUAACUCCCCGAAAGAAAUCAGUACUGAAACUGAGUAUCUUAAGAAAGCACGGAAAGGAGGGGGACACAAAGGCCUUUUAGCAACUGAACAUCACAAACCCAGUCCUACCCCCACGAAUUCAGAGAGCAAGCUCGGAGACUGGUACUAUCACGAUGGAAUUAAUGGUAAAGAGUCACUUCAGAAGAAAGAAUCUCCUGCUUAUAGUCCAAGGAAAUCAAACGUGGAAACUUCAUCGGCUUCCAGUGAAUACUUGAAAAUGGCGAGGAAAGGAGGUGGACAUAAAGACUUACUCAUGAUGACGCCUCACCAAGCCAGCCCGAAACCAAAGGAAGCGAAGAAGCAAAAUACAGAUACAACUCCGGUAAACAGCCCCAGGACUGUAAGUAGCUCGAAUAGGGAAUCCACGGAAUACCUCAGACUGGCUCGCAAAGGUGGCGGCCACCCAGAUCUUCUAAGCAACUCCCCACGACAGUGUGACUCAUCAGUUGCAAACCGUUCUGAUGUAAUGGAAAGUGCACGCAAAAUUGACCCCAAUACAUCUCUACGGCGAAGUGCAAGUAUGCGGCACAGAGGUCCAGUGUCUGACUAUCUUGGUGUAGCUCGUAAAGGUGGUCAUCACAAAGAUUUGUUAACGAUGCCCGAAACGAGUAACUUUAGGAGAGAUCAAGAAUCACGCAGAAGUCUACGGAGCUUCAGAAGCCCUGUUACCUCUCAAGUGGAUGGAUCACCAAGACCCAGGACAGCCGAGCCUCGUCCGCCAGCGUGGAUGGGGGGCUCUGGACCUGAGAGAGUCGGUACUCCGGUGAAAAGGACUCUUAUUGCGCCAUUUGCUUACCACGAGGGCUCUCUAGGGGCGGCAAGGAACCCUGACAAAAUUUAACAUGACAUAACAUAUAUCUCAUUAUCAUCAACAGAUUUAACCGGCGAUCCGAGAAACGAUUUAUUUAAAUAAUUUUCUUGAAAUGGUUUUUACAGUAGAGAUAUUUAGAUGCAGAAAGUAAAGUUUAAUGAAUUCUUAGAUGUAAAAGAUAAUGUCAAAUGAAACAUUGCUGUUUUAGAUUUUAGCAAAUUAUCCUCGCAGAUAAGAUACAAUUUCAAUUUCAAAUUUGAAUUUAAUGUUUAUGUAAUUAGAUAAUGAACACCUGUGAACAAAAAUUUUGUAGUGCCGUGACAUAAAAAUUUUAUCUGCAUGAGUAUUGAAUGAAGUAGUUUAUGAGUCUAAAGGAAUUUUUAGAGUCGUUUUACGUUCAAAGAAAGGGAUUUAAUUUUCAGCUGCAACGUUUUUCCUUUUCACUGUGAUCACGUAGUUCAUUAAAGUUAAUAGAGGAAAAGCCAUUUAUACACAAUUUUUUGUUAAGUACACUGAAGAUAAUUUUUACCGAAAAAUUCGUAAAACUAUUGGUUGUAGUUAAAGCACAAUUUUUAAUCAUUUCUUAAUAUGGGAAAACACUCAAUAGAUAAAUUGUUCGGUAUUAAUCAAUUGCUUUGGGCUUAGGUAACAAGUUACCGCGUAAGCUACUAAAAGAGUUGCUUGUUCGUAACUGAUAUGCUCGAGUCACAAAUUAUUUCUUAUGAAUAUAUGUGAUAUUUAAUACAAUUUUUACCCCUUAUGAAAGUUUUAGAUUUUGAGAUCAUGAUCGUUUAAGUCUCCGUUGAGAGUAUUCAUUCCUUCAAACAAUCGUCAUCAUAAGUUCAAGCAUAACACUUGCUCUUAGCAUAAAUUUAAAGGAUGUCACUUACUACAUUUUGCUUCAUGACUCAACGAAAUUGCCAGUUGCGAUACGGCUGUAAAUUUUGUGGGCGUAGGGGAUGAUAGACUUUUCACUCUUGAUGAGAACAGUGGAGUCAGCAGGGGGAGGGGAGGGGAGGGGUUAAAGAUCUUAAUGAAACACCUUUGCGUGGCUUAAUGCACUUUAAAUGAAUCUUGACAACCUUUCUUGGCGUUAGUGGCAGUUUCAAGGUGUAUGGUAAUCUUUCAUAGAGUUAGCAUGUAGCAGUUUUUAGUAUUUAUAGCGAGUACAAUUUCAUCCUUGAACAAGCCUUUGCUCCAAUUGAAGGGGUAGUACAUUGCGAGACCUUAUCUCAAAAGAACACUUUACGAUUAUUUACAGAUUUUGUGGGAUAGAAGUCGGUAGCCUUAUUGCAAAGUGAAGAAUCGAAGCGAACAUAACAAUUUUAUUUCUGAACGUUUUUAAGUCUUUUUCAUUAACACCAUACAAGCAUACCUCAUUUUUAUUUUACAUCAUUUUUAUUUUACAUCAUUUAUAUUUAUUAUGGCCAGCUUUUUAGAUGUCUCCGGGGUUAAAGAGGCCAAGAUCGACUCGAAUUUAUCUUUUAAAUUCUUGCUUGCUGUCUUAAUCCUGAUAAGACAGUGAUAAAUGUCCCAAAAAAAAAUGAUAAUAAUAGACAAACUUGCAGAAUUUUGAAACUCCAGUUUUGACCAUUUUGUCCAUUUAGUGUUCAGUGAUCGUUCUAGAAGAAAUAGUUAUAAUUUAGAUAUUGAUAAAUAAGUAAGACUGUAAAGCAGAGAGCAUGAACACUUAUGUUAGGUAGUGACGCUUCGGGGAAAAUCACAACAGAAUUAAAUUGCAGUUCAUCAGA